Molecule: messenger RNA, 569 nt
Organism: Chara braunii
Lineage: Eukaryota; Viridiplantae; Streptophyta; Charophyceae; Charales; Characeae
Source: the annotation of a GenBank genome assembly
GCGGGUGAGAGAGAGGCGGGAGAGAGUUUUGUUUCUUGAUUUGCAAAGGCUUUUGAAAAAGAUGAUUCCUCUUCAGUCGAGCAAAGGUAGCGCCAGUGCCAGCGCCAGCGACGAUUCCGCACGACCGCUGAAGAAAUACGUAUCAGAGAAGAUCACAGAGAGCGUACAGGCCACUAUACAGCUGACUCAAGGCCUUCGCAGAAGUAGCAAUGUUGACGAGAUCGCCAAAUUUCCCAAAGCUCUUGCGACAAAGAAUGAUAAUAUUGUCGGCACAGGCCAGCUGCUGGAGCAAAUGCCAUCGGUCAUCGCUGCACUAGAUGCGAACCUUGAUGCCGCAAUACACAGGGCUGCGCUCCUCCCACGGCUGCGAGCACAGCUGGAAGAAGAUUUACGACAGUUUGCAGUGCCAUCUCCACCGUCGGUUCAGUCUGACAAAUGAAGAUCGAAUCAUCGAAGAGCCGGGCCACAGACAAACUGGAGGAGGGAGAAGAUGUGACACACGGACGGAUUGUCUGUCACAGACGGAUGGUCGGUCACAGACAGACAGAGAAUAAACUGGUUGCUUAUGA